UCUCUCACAGAUUGCUAAGAUGGGAGGAGAGCAGAUGCAGCAUCUGAAUAACUCGUCUCCAGUCGUCGAUGCCUCGCUGUAUGGCUUCGGAGGACAGAAACGCUCGCUGGACGAAGGAGUGGCGAGCCAGCUCGGUGCAAUGGUGCAUGGUACAAGGGCUAUAAUAACAGAAGAGUUCAAAGUGCCUGAUAAGAUGGUUGGAUUCAUCAUUGGACGCGGCGGCGAGCAGAUCACGAGAAUUCAGCUGGAAUCCAACUGUAAGAUCCAGAUCGCCUCUGACAGUGGAGGCAUGAUGGACAGGCCUUGCACCCUGACUGGGACCCCAGAAAGCAUCGAGCAGGCCAAGCGGUUUUUGGGGCAGAUCGUGGACCGGUGUCGGAACGGACCGGGCUUCCACACUCAGAUGGACGGGAACAGCGCUAUCCAAGAGAUCCUGAUCCCGGCCAGUAAAGUCGGCCUGGUCAUCGGGAAGGGAGGCGACACCAUCAAACAGCUGCAGGAGAGGACAGGAGUAAAGAUGAUCAUGAUUCAGGACGACCCGAUGCCCACUGGAUCAGACAAGCCCUUGAGAAUCACUGGAGACCCUUAUAAAGUUCAGCAAGCGCGGGAGCUGGUGCUGGAGAUGCCCAGAUUCGCCGUGGGAAUCGUCAUUGGCAGAAACGGCGAGAUGAUCAAGAAGAUCCAGAACGAUGCAGGAGUCAGGAUCCAGUUUAAGCCAGAUGACGGGAUCAGUCCGGACCGGAUCGCUCAAGUCAUGGGUCAACCGGACCGGUGUCAGCACGCGGUUCACCUCAUCAAUGAUCUGGUCCAAACGGCACAGGAGCGUGAUGGGUUCGGAGGCCCGGUUGGACCCAGAGGUCGCGGCAGAGGUCGCGGGGAUUGGAGCAUGGGAUCUCCCGGAGGCCUGCAGGAAGUGACCUACACAAUACCAGCUGAUAAGUGCGGCCUCGUGAUCGGGAAAGGUGGAGAGACCAUAAAGAGCAUCAACCAGCAGUCUGGAGCUCAUGUGGAGCUGCAGAGAAAUCCUCCUCCGAACACCGACCCAAACGUCCGGAUCUUCUCCAUCCGCGGAUCUCCUCAGCAGAUGGAGAUGGCCAGACAGCUGAUCGACGAGAAGAUCGGGGGGUCUGGAUUGGGAGGAAGCAGCAGUUUUGGACUCGGCCCUUUCACCCAAGGGCCUGCGACUCCUCAUCAGAAUGGUCCGCAGACGUUCAUGACUGGAGGUUGGGGAACCACGUACCAGACAUGGCAGCCUCAGAGCCAGCAGGACCCCAGUCACAAUGGAUCCCAGACCGGCCAGAUGGACUAUUCCAAAGCGUGGGAGCAGUAUUAUAAAAAGCUAGGUCAGCAGAACCAAGGCCAGAGCAGCGGCUCCGAAUACAGCAAAGCAUGGGAGGAGUAUUACAAGAAACAGACUCAGCCCGCCGGUCCUGGAUCUCAGCAGAGCUCUCCUCCAGACUAUAGCGCCGCCUGGGUGGAGUAUUACAGACAGCAGGGGGCGUAUUAUGGCCAGGGACAGACGCAGGCUCCCAGCCUCCCGGAUCAUUAAAGCGGGCGACUGCAGACCCUUUAGUUGAAGAUUUUUGAAUCACCGCGAGGAGGAAACAGACCUUUUGUAACAGAGGUUUCUAGAUUUGCAACGCCUUGAAGACUUUUACUUUUUUUUCUUAGUGAGAAACACUAGCUGUAGAAUGACUUAUAUGAUUUAAAAAGAGAACUAUUUCUAAAUCAGGACAUCAAAUUGUUACUAAAUACUUGUGUGCACCAUUAUUCGAAUGGGCGAUUUCCGGGAUCCCUUUUUGGACCGUUUCAGAGUUGGUUUGUUUUCUAUUCUUCCUUUUUAAUUCUACGAUAUAUAUAUAUAGAUGUGUAUCGCCAAAACGAACCCCGGAGUCGCGGCGUCUCAUCGAUCGCGCGAUAUAAUCUCUUAUUUUUCUAGUUCUGUUGCAAUAAAAUGACCGCGGGCUUAGCAGUCUUGAAUUCGUUAUCGUUUCGUUUUGUCGUGAAAUGUUUUAAGAAUGUGUACAAAAUGUUUUCUUUUUUUACAUAAAGCAUUUUAAUUCAGUGCGAUGAAAAACUGUGAUGUUUUUGUUACAGGAAUAUAUGCUUUUGUUACACGAGAAACGCAACGAUGAUGUAAUUCCUCAUGUACUUGUAUUCUGUUUUCAUUGUCAUUUUAUUGUACUCUGGUUUAAAAAGGUGCAAUAUCUAAUUUCCUUUUUUUUUUUUUUUUGGAAACUAAGAUGGAUUUCUCUAAUAUUUUGACAGACGUUUAACUUGUAGUUCGUAGAGGUUUUUUGUAGUCGUAUGCAAAUGUAAUGGAUAAUUUUUUUAUUACGGUGAUUUGGCGGGAAAGUGUGGUCUUGCGUAUCGUGAGGUGGUUUUUUUGCCUUUGCUCUCUUGUAAAACUAUGUAUGUAUGCUCAGAUACUUGACUAAAUACUUUAUUUAAAAAUAUAUAUAUAUAAUUAAAUCAAAGACUUUUUUGUCCUGCGUUUUUACAGGAAAACUCCCUGUUUUUCUGUUCUGUUUUCAUACUGAAAUUUGUCAAAGAUUGUGAAUGUGUGAUUUGAAAUUUGAUGUUGCAUCUUGCUGACGGAUGAGACGUUUUAUGUGUGUGUAGUUCUGUAAACUUCGACUUUAAAGCGUUCAAGACUGCUAAGCCUCGGAGAGCCUACCUGUGUAUUAAUUACUUGUAGUUUUUUAUAUUCCGAGUAUUGGAAGAUCAAAGUUCUUGUCUUACUUGUUCUCGCCGGUCCCUCGACUUCACCACAACACACUGUGCGCUCCUGUACAGUCCCGAUCCCGUCACUUUUUAAUUCAGAUUUUGCUUUCUACUCUGUGUGAUCUAAUAUAUGUAUGAUUGAUUAGUUACAAAUUGAUCUAGUAUUAACUUCAUUGCUUAAUGAAAAGGGAUAUUAUAAUUUCAAAAUGUUUAAUUUUAGUGUUUCUUUUCUUCCUCAUGUGUACAGGUAACCAUGUAUUAAAAUGAUUGAAAGAC
Molecule: messenger RNA, 3000 nt
Organism: Sinocyclocheilus grahami
Lineage: Eukaryota; Metazoa; Chordata; Actinopteri; Cypriniformes; Cyprinidae
Product: far upstream element-binding protein 3
Exons: 18
Coding region: 20-1549 (509 amino acids)
Biological process (GO): regulation of DNA-templated transcription
Molecular function (GO): RNA binding
Source: RefSeq, a predicted model, not a curated record